AUGGGAACAACAGGCAUUGGCCUUCAUCGGUCGAUAGAAUCGGAUUCGGCUGGUGAAUGGUCUCGAUUGUACCUUUCCCCAGAUUGGUGUCCGGAUCUGAUUCUGCUCUUCCUCGAUCCGAUUGACUUUUUGAAGGAGGAGGCGGAUUGUAGGAUCGGUAUGAGGGAGGUCGGUCCCGAAGGGUUCUACCGUUUGGGGGCUGGUUGGGAGGCGACCCUCGUGUCCUUGUGCCUCGUGGCCCGUCGUCGGACGUUCUUGCCCGCCGAUCGUUCUUUCUGGCCGAUCCGGAUGUCGUCGACUGGCAUGAAAGCCGAUCACGUCGUACCUCCGUCGAAGGGGAGAUUUUGGUCCCAGUACGUCCAUAUGUCGAUCGUUGAGUUUUGCUUGGACGGGGCAGUCGGAGUAGACUUGGUAUUCCCGGCGGUGCUUUGCCGGAGUUGGCACGAACAGUCUUCGGGAGGUGGACGUGAUCGUUCCUGCCGGAGCUGCGUGCUGUUUCUGGGUGUCGUCCAGUUUGGAGGAGAGGAUAUUGUUGUGCUUCUACAUCUUGAUUAUUUCCCGCUGCAGGGCUUCCAUCCUGUCUUCCAAGGUGCUUUGCCGACCAGGCGUCUCCACUCGGGGUGUGCCGAGUGGCACAGCAGGGUUCUCUCUGUCGGCGAGGCCGAGGAUGGGACUGUCGGUCGCAAGGGGCGAAGGCGGGUUCAUAGUUUCAGAAGUAAAAGGGAGAUAUGGGCUGAUUGUCAAUCGGCUUCUCACAGACAGCGCCAAUCUGUUCGCGCUAAAUCUGAACAGAUAAGAGUUCGAGCGGGGGGCUGGAUCCGAACUGAGGAGAGGAUACCAGUGUGGUACCUGCCGAAGGCACUCCGAUGCCAAAGUUAA
Messenger RNA from Prunus armeniaca (apricot), 879 nucleotides. The record is from the annotation of a GenBank genome assembly. Lineage: Eukaryota; Viridiplantae; Streptophyta; Magnoliopsida; Rosales; Rosaceae.